CAGGAUCCUGACGUUGGCCAUACUGGCUAUCCCUAUAUGUGCCGUUGGGGGGCGCAAUGUGGAGAAUAUGAAGGUGCUGCGGUUCAUGCUCCUGCAUAUUAAAUAUCUCUACGGGAUAAAGAUCGAGGUCCGAGGCUGGGAGAACUUCGACAUUAAGGAGCCGUAUGUGGUUGUGUCAAAUCACCAGAGUUCCCUGGAUCUGCUGGGAAUGAUGGAGAUCUUGCCAGGUCGCUGUGUGCCCAUCGCCAAACGUGAGCUCAUGUAUGCUGGCACCGCCAGUCUGGCAUGCUGGUUGGCUGGAGUCAUUUUCAUCAACCGUAAAAAGACGGACGAUGCCAUCAGCGUGAUGACGGAAGCGGAGGAGACCAUGCUGAAGGAGGACGUACGUGUGUGGGUAUUCCCAGAGGGCACCAGAAAUCACAAUGGCUCUCUCCUGCCAUUCAAACGAGGAGCCUUUUACCUGGCUGUGCAAGCUCAGGUCCCGGUUAUUCCCAUCAUCAUGUCUUCCUAUAAGGAUUUCUACAGUAAUAAAGACAAAAGGUUUUCAACAGGGAAGUGUGCAGUGCAGAUCCUCCCGGGCGUGUCCACCAAAGGCCUGUGUGCCGACGACGUUCCUGAACUUGCCGACAAAGUCCGAGGGAUGAUGCUUGAGACUUUUACCGAAAUCUCAAAUGAGCGCACAGGAAAAGAACCUGGCGGUGGAUAUUGAUCCCCCUUCUACCAUUUUAUUGUCAUCGUUGGCCAGGGAACACCCCCCAUACAGGAGACGCCAGGAGGAAGGACCCGUCUAGAGGAAGAGGGGAGAGAGCAAAAACCAUUUCAAAACAAAUCCUGCAAUAAUAAAAACAAAAACAUUUGCUGCCUCAAACAGAUGAAUUCGGUCAACGAAGGAGAACACAAGAGGAACUUCACUGCUACCACUAUAGGAAGAGCAGCACGGAGCUGGAUCAUCCCUACUAUUGCCAUCAUGCAAAGAAAGCAUAGGCAAUGCCAUUCCGCAACAAGGCCUGUGCAAAUGUAGGCUCGAAAAACAAAUUCCAUUUUGGUUACAUGUUACAGAACGAUGUAAAAGACAGCGGAUAGAAUGAUAGGUCAACACUUCACAUAGAGGGCACGGAGUCAGGAAUGUCAAUGGGCAAAGUUUAAAGCGGACCUUACAU
This is a messenger RNA of Nanorana parkeri, 1160 nucleotides long. Its product is annotated as 1-acyl-sn-glycerol-3-phosphate acyltransferase alpha-like. The transcript has a single exon. Bases 68 to 709 code for a protein of 213 amino acids. Gene Ontology annotation, molecular function: 1-acylglycerol-3-phosphate O-acyltransferase activity. Gene Ontology annotation, cellular component: endoplasmic reticulum; membrane. Gene Ontology annotation, biological process: phosphatidic acid biosynthetic process. NCBI's taxonomy places the organism in Eukaryota, Metazoa, Chordata, Amphibia, Anura, Dicroglossidae. The record is from RefSeq and is a predicted model, not a curated record.